ACGGCGGCCCGCGGCGGGGUCUGCGCACCAGGAGGGGCUCCUCGGGCCGCGGCCGGCGUCGCCCGCGCCUUCCCACGAUCAGAUCCCACACCAUGAGUCGCCGGGUGGUUCGCCAAAGCAAGUUCCGGCAUGUCUUCGGGCAGCCGGUCAAGGCUGACCAGAUGUACGAAGACAUUCGAGUCUCCAAGGUGACCUGGGACAGCUCCUUCUGUGCCGUCAACCCCAAGUUCCUGGCCAUCAUUGUGGAGUCGGGAGGAGGAGGAGCCUUUAUGGUCCUGCCCUUAAGCAAGACGGGCCGCGUGGACAAGAACGUCCCCCUGGUGACCGGGCACACGGCCCCUGUGCUGGAUAUCGACUGGUGCCCCCACAACGACAAUGUCAUCGCCAGCGCAUCCGAGGACACGACCAUCAUGGUUUGGCAGAUCCCAGACUUCCUGCCCAUGCGCAACCUGACAGAGCCUGUGGUCACCCUGGAGGGGCAUUCCAAGCGGGUGGGCAUCCUGACCUGGCACCCCACGGCACGCAACGUCCUACUCAGCGCGGGGGGUGACAACGUGAUUAUCCUCUGGAAUGUGGGCACCGGGGAGGCGCUGAUCACGCUGGAUGACCUGCACACGGACCUCAUCUACAACGUCUGCUGGAACCGCAUCGGGAGCCUGUUUAUCACCACCUGCAAAGACAAGCAUCUGCGCAUCAUUGAUCCCCGCCAGCACCUGGUCGUGGCUGAGACAUUCAGGCCCCACGAAGGGGCGCGUCCCGUCCGGGCCAUCUUCCUGGCCGAUGGCAGAGUCUUCACCACCGGCUUUAGCAAGAUGAGCGAGCGGCAGCUGGCCCUUUGGGACCUGGAGAGGUUUGCGGCCCACGAAGGGAUGCGGCCCAUGCGAGCCAUCUUUACCCGCGAGGGACGGAUCUUCACCACGGGGUUCACCCGCAUGAGUCAGCGGGAGCUGGGACUGUGGGAUCCGAAGAGCUUUGAGGAACCCAUCGCCCUCCAGGAGAUGGACACGAGCAACGGGGUUCUCCUGCCCUUUUACGACCCUGAUUCCAGCAUAGUCUACCUGUGUGGAAAGGGGGACAGCAGCAUCCGGUAUUUUGAGAUCACGGAUGAGGCUCCCUACGUGCAUUACCUGAGCACCUUCAGCAGCAAGGAGCCCCAGCGCGGGAUGGGCUUCAUGCCCAAAAGAGGGCUGGAGGUCAGCAAGUGCGAAAUUGCCAGGUUUUACAAGUUGCAUGAACGGAAAUGCGAGCCCAUUGUUAUGACGGUUCCCCGGAAGUCGGACCUCUUCCAGGACGACUUGUACCCAGACACCCCUGGCCCCGAGCCGGCCCUGGAGGCGGAGGAGUGGCUGUCGGGGAAAGACGCAGAGCCCAUUCUGGUUUCCCUGCGUGACGGCUACGUCCCGGUCAAGAACCGCGAGCUGAAAGUCAGUAAGAAGAACAUCCUAGACAGCAAGCCCCCUCCAGGCUCACGGCGGAGCCUCUCCAGCUGCGACUCCAAUUUUUCUACCUCCACCCUUGAGGACCUCUUGCAAGAAAUCCGCUCCCUGCGCCAGACCAUCGAAGAUCACGAGAAGCGCAUCACUGACCUGGAAAACACGCUCUGCGAACUCGCGGAUGUGACAGACUAGCCUCCCCCUUCGCACCCGGGACCCUCACCCCCGGAGACAAAGCAUCUCCUCCGCCCCCUCGUCUGCUGCUGCUGCAUCUGCGGCUCAGCGGGCAUUCGAAGGGGCCACUCCCCUGCUCCCUGCGUGGCCCUCCCCCUUCUGCCCAGUCUCUGGGCUGCCUUGGCUU
Molecule: messenger RNA, 1794 nt
Organism: Candoia aspera
Lineage: Eukaryota; Metazoa; Chordata; Lepidosauria; Squamata; Candoiidae
Gene: CORO6
Product: coronin 6
Exons: 12
Coding region: 93-1628 (511 amino acids)
Biological process (GO): cell migration; actin filament organization
Molecular function (GO): actin filament binding
Source: RefSeq, a predicted model, not a curated record